This is a messenger RNA of Vigna unguiculata (cowpea), 1061 nucleotides long. RefSeq names its product Thioredoxin superfamily protein. The record is from RefSeq and is a predicted model, not a curated record. NCBI's taxonomy places the organism in Eukaryota, Viridiplantae, Streptophyta, Magnoliopsida, Fabales, Fabaceae.
AUUUAACUCAUGUUUCUGUAUUUCACUUUGUUUUCUUUCCUUACGUUUCCUUAUAUCUGAGUUUCACAAACUCAGUGCCAUGCUCGCUAGGUGUUCGAUAAAAUGCUUCAACUGAAUCCUUGUAUAUAAGGAGUUGUGGUCAUCGAACUGGAUAGUUUAGCCUGGUUGCAUUCACUGUGUAAUGGAGGAUCCAUCGUUUUUUGAUCGGAUGAUCAGUCAUCUCCGUUCAACUUGCAAGUACUACACUGGUUAUCCAAAGGAUCUUGGACCAUCCAGGGUUAUUCAUUUUACAUCUGAGCGUGAGUUUGUCACACUUCUUCAUGAAGGUUUUCCUGUGGUUGUUGCAUUCACUAUCAGGGGGAAUUACACACGACAUCUUGACAAAGUAUUGGAAGAAGCUGCUGUUGAGUUUUAUCCUCAUGUAAAAUUUAUGCGUGUUGAAUGCCCGAAAUAUCCUGGAUUUUGUAUAACUCGGCAAAAGAAGGAGUAUCCAUUCAUUGAAAUAUUUCACAGUCCAACACAGGCAGAUAAACAGGGAAGGGUAGCUGAUCCGAAUAUUACUAAAUACAGUGUGAAAGUCUUGCCUUUCAACUACGAUUUAAGUGCUUAUGGAUUUAGAGAAUUCUUCAAGCGACACGGUAUGUGGUCAUCAGAUUCAAAGUAAGUUCCAGCGGAAGAGUUUUAUGUUUCGCAUGUUGAAGAGCAACACCUGAUCAUACUCUACCUAUCUUAUCUAUCAGUAUAUCAUCACAAGUUCACAGCUAAGGGCCAAUAUUAUUUGGUUUAAGUCCUCGUCAGGGGCUUUUCUCAUUGUUCCUUUGUGGUGGCAUCUUAGUAUUUCCAUGUUUAUGUUCUCCAACUUCUUCAAUAGAACCUACAAGACGUUUCUCAUCAAACCCUAUUUGUUAAUUUGUCUAUCAACUACUUGAAUCCUAGAACCUUCUUUGGGAAGCAAGAUAAACUGUUUGUCUUAAAAGUUGCAGAUGCGAUAUAUUCUUUUGUGUUCUAUAAAUUGAGUGAGAAAUUAUUGCAAUGGUUAUAUAGUAAUUUGUGAAUAAAAA